GAAUGAGCCAAUCGCGAGGCAGACAGCGCUCGGGAUGAGUGCCUGUUUCAAUGCAAUGAUCCACUCGACCGGCUGCUUAACGAGGGAAGCUUAGCGAGGGGAACUCCCCAGUGGAUCAGCUGUGGAGUGCAUCAUUCUUAUCAGAACCGCGGUAGUAGCUGGCGACUGGUAGCCGGUGUAUUCGAGAAACGGGCCACCACCUGAGAGUGUCACGUCGAAUUGUUGACCCGGACUUCCUUCCGAUUGGAUCGGCACCGAGAUCCACAGAGCCGGCUAUACCUUUCUGCUUAGCCCCCCCCCCCCUCCUCGGCCUGGCGCAAGCAAGUGGAGAAGAAGAAUCAAACCCUGUUGCUGUUUUCUUCCUAGGUUGUUAGGAAGCUAUCAUUCGCGUUGCUUUCGUUGACGGGAAAAUUGGGUUUCCGCAUUGCUUUUGAUUUUAAUUCAUAGACUAUGUAGUAACAUGACUGAAGACUGAAGAUUAGCUAACCGCCUUAAAAACACUUCAAGUCCGAUCCAUCCAGUUACAAUCCGUGGGAGGCGUUGCUUUCGGUUACUGAUGCGAUGGGACGUGGUAGCUAGCUUGCUAUAGAGCAGCGCCUGGGAUUUGAAUCGGAUUUAUAAUGAAUGCGACAUUGUCUGUCGUAUCCUUGUCAGAAGAGCUAGGUUACCUGGCCAGCUAACUGAAACUACCCGCAAACGUAGAGAGACGCGCGGAAGGGGCUUCGUGGAUAACGCGUAGUUGGCUAGUUAAUAAGCAAAGCUAAUUAUGUGGACGUUGAAAACGUGAAAAGGCUAGCUAUCGUAGGCUAAACACAAGAUGGUUUGUGAUGUAACAGCGUUAGAAUGAAUUGUGACUGGGUAGUUAAGUUGACGAUUAAAAUAAAUUUACAAUUUUUAUCAGUAUUUUUACGGGACUAGCAUUCGAAUGUGCAUUUUAGGUAGUAUCGGACAUUUUUCGUUACUUUGAUAUUUUUUUGUUUACCUAAACACGCGCCCUUUGGGUUGAUGGAUUAAUCCCGCUUUCUGGAUAUAAAUGAAAAUAUUGAAACAGGAAUCGGAUCCUACAAUGCCAACGGAAUUAUUGGCCGGUGUUUCUCAUUUAAUUGCACUGUAGUGUGGAUUUUAGGUUCUCCGCAAUUGUUGGAUUUUCCUGGAUUUCCCCGCUUUCCUGGGCUCCGUUGGCUCAUCACCUCCUCCCCUCCCCCUUUCGCCGCUCGAUGCCGAAUAUCUGAGCAACUCGUGUAUCUUUUCCCCCUGAGAUGCUGAAGUGUAUCCCGCUGUGGCGCUGUAACCGCCACGUCGAGUCGGUGGACAAGCGACAUUGCUCUCUCCAAGCGGUACCCAAUGAGAUAUACCGCUAUAGUCGGAGCCUGGAGGAGCUGCUCCUUGAUGCCAACCAACUUCGUGACCUGCCCAAGCCUUUCUUCCGGCUGCUGAACCUGCGUAAGCUGGGCCUGAGCGACAAUGAGAUCCAGAAGCUUCCUCCCGAGGUGGCCAACUUCAUGCAGCUGGUGGAGCUGGACAUCUCCCGGAACGACAUUCCUGAGAUCCCCGAGAGCAUCAAGUUCUGCAAGGCGCUGGAAAUCGCGGACUUCAGCGGAAACCCCCUCUCCAGAUUGCCUGAUGGUUUCACACAGCUCAGAGCUCUGGCCCACUUGUCUCUGAAUGAGGUAUCUCUGCAGUCAUUGCCGAACGACAUUGGCAACUUGGCCAACCUGGUGACCCUGGAGCUUCGGGACAACCUGCUGAAAUCGCUGCCCACGUCCCUGUCGUUCCUGGUCAAGCUGGAGCAGUUGGACCUGGGCAAUAAUGAAUUGGAGGUUCUGCCGGACACCAUGGGGGCUCUCCCCAACCUGAGGGAGCUGUGGCUGGACCGAAACAACCUCUCCUCCCUGCCCCCGGAGCUGGGGAACCUGCGCAAGCUGGUGUGUUUGGACGUGUCGAAGAAUCGUCUGGAGAAGCUGCCUGCUGAGAUCAGCGGCCUGCUGGCCCUGACUGACCUGCUGCUCUCCCACAACCAGCUGGAGCUGCUCCCCGACAGCAUCGGUUCCCUGAAGCAGCUGUCCAUCCUGAAGGUGGACCAGAACCGGCUCACCCACCUGACGGACUCCGUGGGCGAGUGCGAGAACCUGACGGAGCUGAUACUCACGGAGAACCUGCUGCAGAGUCUUCCUCGCUCCAUGGGGAAGCUGAAGAGGCUGAGCAACCUGAACGCUGACCGCAACCGCCUGUACGGCGUCCCGGCGGAGCUGGGCGGCUGCGUGGGCAUGAGCGUGCUGUCUCUGCGCGACAACCGGCUGGCCAGGCUGCCCGCCCAGCUGGGCGACGCCACCGGGCUGCACGUGCUGGACGUGGCGGGCAACAAGCUCCAGAACCUCCCGUUCUCUCUGACGAACCUGAACCUGAAGGCGCUGUGGCUGGCGGAGAACCAGUCCCAGCCCAUGCUCAAGUUCCAGACGGAGGACGACGCCCAGACGGGCGACAAGGUGCUGACCUGCUACCUGCUGCCCCAGCAGCCCUCCUCCAGCCUCGAGAACCUUCUGGAGAACAGUCUGGACGACGGGCCGACGGACGGCAACCUGAACCGCGUGCCCGUCAUCCACUUCCAGGACGGCGUCAAGGACGACGAGGACGACGACGAGGCGGCCGAGGAGCGCAGGCAGGGUUUGCUGCGCCGGGCGACGCCCCACCCCAGCGAACUGAAAGUGAUGAAGAAGGUGAUGGAGGAGAAGAGGAACGAGUACACACCCCGCGCUGAUGAAGAGCACCGCCUCGACAAUGAGGACAAGCGCCUAAGCAGUCUAUCAAAUCAGAGCAACGAAUCGCACGCCUCGAACAGCACCGCCUCCGCUGGGUCCCACGAGGAGAGGCGGGACCUCAUAACCACAUGGGCGGAGCCGGCCAAUGGGCAGAACCACGCCGGGGAUGGGGAGGAGCUAGACGAGAUGGAAGUGGAAUACAUAGAGCCCACGGUGCACUUUGCAGAGGAGCCCAUCAUCCGCCGGCGUGCGGAAAACGGGGGGGGGGAGGAGGAGGACGGCGAGGGCAGCGACGAAGAUCGGCCGCCGGCGUGCCCGCCCGAGAAGCAGCGGCUGUUCCGCAAGGACACGCCCCACUACAAGAAGCACUUCAAGAUCAGCAAGCUGCCCAAGCCCGAGGCGGUGGCCGCCCUGCUGCAGGGCUUCACCCCCGAGGCCCAGCCCCCGCCCCGCCCCCCCGCCGAGGAGGAGGAGCAGGAGGAGGAGGAGGAGGAGGAAGAGGAGGAGGAGGAGGAGGAAGGCCCACAGCGCCCCAGGAGGGAGGAGACCCAUCUGGAGGACAGCGCCCUGGCCGACCGCCUCAACGCCUCCCUGCAGCCUUUGAAGGGGGUGUCAUUUGAUCAAGUCAAUAAUCUGCUGAUUGAGCCUGCUCGUAUUGAGGCGGAAGAGCACACGCUGACUAUCCUCCGGCAGACGGGGGGCCUGGGUAUCAGUAUCGCGGGGGGCAAAGGCUCCACCCCUUACAAGGGGGAUGAUGAGGUCAACGGGGUGGACCUGCACGAGGCGGAGCACCAGCAGGCGGUGGAGGCGCUGCGCACCUCGGGCGCAGCCGUCUCCAUGACGGUGCUGCGGGAGCGCAUGGUGGAGCCGGAGAACGCCGUCACCACCACGCCGCUGCGGCCCGAGGACGACUACUUCCCCCGCGAGCGCCGCAGCGGCCUGCCCUUCUGCACCGACCCCCCCUCCCCCGACGGGGCGCACCGCCGCCUCUCCGCCUGCCUGGCCCGCAACGACAAGGGCCUGGGCUUCAGCAUCGCCGGGGGCAAGGGCUCCACCCCCUACCGCACCGGCGACACCGGCAUUUACAUCUCCCGCAUCGCCGAGGGAGGGGCUGCUCACCGUGACAACACGCUGCACGUGGGGGACAGGGUCAUCUCUAUCAAUGGCGUGGACAUGACAGAGGCCAGGCAUGACCAGGCAGUAGCGCUGCUUACCGGCACGUCCCCCACCAUCACCCUGCUGGUGGAGCGCGAGCUAGCCGCCGCCGCCGCCGGCGCCUCCUCCCCCGCGCCCGGGGGCUCCCCGGCCAGCGGCCGCGCCCGCCCCCACUCCCCCCCGCCCCCCGAGCCCGCCGACCUCGCCGACGACCCAGACCUCCCCGACGACGGCCCGGACCGCGCCAACCACCUCGCCCGCACCCUGGAGGACGAGUACCCCAUCGAGGAAGUGACUCUGGUGAAGGCGGGCGGUCCGCUGGGGCUGAGCAUUGUGGGAGGCAGCGACCAUGCCAGCCACCCGUUCGGUGUCAGCGAGCCAGGGGUGUUCAUCUCCAAGGUGAUCCCACACGGCCUGGCGUGCCGGAGCGGGCUGCGCGUGGGAGACCGCAUCCUGGAGGUGAGCGGCAUCGACCUGCGGCACGCCACGCACCAGGAGGCCGUCCACGCCCUGCUGUCCAACCGGCAGGAGAUCCACCUGCUGGUGCGCCGGGACCCCGCCCCACCCGGCAUGCAGGUAAUCGAGAUCCUCAAACAGCCGGGUGAAAAGCUGGGCAUCAGCAUCCGGGGAGGUGCCAAGGGCCACGCGGGCAACCCCUUCGAUGCCACGGACGAGGGCAUCUUCGUCUCGAAGGUGAGCUCCAGCGGGGCGGCGGCACGGGAUGGCCGGCUGCAGGUGGGCAUGCGCAUCCUGGAGGUGAACAACCAGAGCCUGCUGGGCAUGACGCACUCGGAGGCCGUGGGGGUGCUGCGCAGCGUGGGCGACACGCUGGACGUGCUGGUGUGCGACGGCUUCGACCCCAGCACCGCCCCACCAGUGGAGACCUCCCCCGGGAUCAUCGCCAACCCGUUCACCACGGGCAUCGUGCGCAAGAGCAGCCAGGAGAGCAUCUCGUCCAUCGACCGGGACCUCAGCCCCGAGGACGCCGACGCGGAGCAGCCGGAAGUGGAGAGACAGCGAGGGCCCACCCAGUGGGAGAGAGAAGAGGAGAAGAAAGUGAACUUUGGUGUGGAGCCCCUCAAACUGGACUACAGGACACUGGCCGCUCUGCCCACCACCAGCCUGCAGAAGGUCAAUCGGACUUCUUCCUCUGAGCACCAGGGGGUGGGCAGCCCCUGCCGAGAUGCCCCGUCCUCGCCCCGAGAUGCCCCCUACUCGCCCCGAGAUGCCCCGUUCUCACCGAUCGCACAGCCGAAGGCCCCUCGCCCCAGCCCCCUCCAGUCUCCCGUGUGUACCGGGAGGGAGACGCGUUUCGCGAACAUUAAUCUGGUCUCCAAUGCGUCUCCUAAGGAGAACUCGCUGACUCGGCCGGGUGUGAUCCAGCCCCUCUCCCGCGUGUGGCAGAGCUCCACGUCGCCCAGUCCCGAGGGCCGGGGCAGCCCCAACCCCUUCCACCGCAGCCCCUCCCCCGCCAGCUCGCAGGCCUCUCCUUUCACCCCCUCCCCUCUCACGCCCGACGAGUUUCCCACCAAUAGCAAGCAGGCGUACAAGGCCUUUGCCGCCGUCCCCCACUCAUUGGCUGUGCUGGAGCCCCGUCAGGAAAACUCCGGCCAAAAGAACAACAUUCACCCCAGGCAUAUGUCACCAGAGCUGGACGAGGUGUUUGAGGAGAAGGGGCGGGGCAGUGGGAGCGGAGGGAAGGACAAGCCCCCCAUCUCCCCCCGGCCCCUCUUCUCCCCCUCCUCCCCCGCCUCCCCCCUACCUCCCAUCUCCCCCCGACCUCCCAUCUCCCCCUCCUCCCCCCCUCCCCCCUACCUCCCAUCUCCCCCCGACCUCCCAUCUCCCCCUCCUCCCCCCGACCUCCCAUCUCCCCCCGACCCCUCGUCUCCCCCGGCCUCCCAUCUCCCCCUCUCCCCCGCCCCCCCAGCCCCCGCCCCCCCGACCCCUCGUCUCCCCCGGCCUCCCAUCUCCCCCAUCUCCCCCUCCUCCCCCCGCUCCCCCCUCUCUCCCUUCUCCUCCGACCGCAAGGAGUACAUGAACAUGGCGGCAGUGCCUCGCCUCUCCCGGCCCUCCCUGGAGCUGCAGUACGUAGCUGGUGCAGAGACCUCUCUGUGGCUCUUGCAGCUGGACGAGGUGUUUGAGGAGAAGGGGCGGGGCAGUGGGAGCAGAGGGAAGGACAAGCCCCCCGUCUCCCCCCGACCCCUCGUCUCCCCCCGGCCUCCCAUCUCCCCCUCCUCCCCCGCCUCCCCCCGCUCCCCCCUCUCCCCCCUCUCUCCCCUCACGUCCGACCGCAAGGAGUACAUGAACAUGGCGGCAGUGCCUCGCCUCUCCCGGCCCUCCCUGGAGCCUCAGACUCCGCCCAGCAGGGGGCUCAGCAGCCCCGAGCAACGCUCCUUCAGGGACCGGCAGAAGUAUUUCGAGAUCGACGUCAAGCACCAGACGCCCGACAGCAAACCCAAGCCCCGCGUGUCCCUGGUGGGAGAGGACGAUCUGAAGAAGAUGAAGGAGGAGGAAGCGAGGAAGAUUGACCAGUGCGCCCGGGACUACCUCCUGGACGACGAAGACGAGGAUGACGAGGAGGAGACCUUCAUCUCGCCCAAGCAGAUGGCCGAGAUGAAGGCUCGGGGGAAGGUGGUGCUGGACGGGGUGGAGUACAAGGUGGAGAGCGUGGCCAGUCCCCAAUCUGCCACGCCCCCUGGCUGCCCGACCACACCCCUCGGCUCAGGGUCUGUGUUCGCGGACGGGAAGGCGGAGUCUCAGCGGAACUCUCUGGAGGACGGCUACAGACCGGAGCAGAGGCCAAACUCCAUGUCCGGGCUGAGCCCUGUGUACCCCGGGGACUCGGGCGCCCCGAUCCGGACGGCGAAGGCAGAGCGGCGGCAGCAGGAGCGGCUGCGCAUGCAGAGCCCCGAGCUGGGGCUGAGCGUCGCCCCCGACAGGGAGCUGUCCCCCGCAGAGAGGCGCGCCCUGGAGGCCGAGAAGAGGGCCAUGUGGAGGGCAGCGCGUAUGAAGUCACUGGAACAGGAUGCGCUCAAAGCCCAGAUGGUGAUCGCCAAGUCGCGCGACUCCAGGAAGCGCAGCACCCUGGACCAGCUGUCCGAGUCCCCAUCUCCGGCGGCCACGCCCUCUCCCACGCCCCUGGAAGACGCCAGCCCCAAGACUGUGACAUCACCGGGCAGAUUGUCCCUGUCAGAAAAGAAGUUUGACUACCGCCAGUUUGCAGCAAUUCCCUCUUCCAAACCUGUAUACGACAUCCAGUCGCCCGACCCUGCCGAGAACGCUCACCUGCCUGACGACAGCCCCAGCAACGCCGAUGCGGACGCUCCGGUGCCAGUGGCCCUGCCCUCCUCCUCUGCGCUGGAGGAGAUGUCUCUGUACAGCAGCAAGCGCAAGCUGAGACACGGCCGCCCCAGCCUGGAGACUGCUGUUCCUACAUAACUGCCCCACAUUAUACACACACACACACGCACACACACACACACUGGUGUUCCUACAUAACUGCCCCACAUUAUAUACACACACACACACACACACACACACACACACUCCCUCACACACACCCACGUAUGCACACAGACACACGCACACGCGCCUGCACAAAAGCGUUUUCGCAGACAGAUUGCAUGUAGAUACACACGGCAGCCAUUUCCCCUGUGAUGCGAGCACACACAGCUGCUGCCUCGCCUGCCAGAGCUGCCACCUCUGUAAGGGGCGUGGCCACUGGCCUGGGCGUGUGGUCCACCGGGGCAUUCGAAACACCUCUGCAAGCUGCUGACUGGCUGUGAUGAGGAGGGUGUGGUCAGGUGGGGCUGUGCUGUCGUCCCGUAAAACGCCUCCAGCCCCAUCCUGUGCUUUUAGAUUCAAAUGAUUUCUUUCUUUCAGUUUGCGUUUUAGAAGCUGAAUUAUUUUAUUAACUGGUGAGACAAAUUGUUUUUAAUUUCUGAUUCCUCCACGAUUUUGAGGUUUCUUGGUUCUUGUAUUUUUUUUUUUUUUUGUUUUUUUUUGCAUUGUUUUAAUAUCUAGUGUAAGAAAAAGAAAAACAGUAGUUGAUUGAUUAACUGUAAAUACGUUAGGAUGAUUAACUUUGGAGGUUUAGUGUUGAGGUGGUUGUAAGAUAGCAGGGUGGUGCAGAGGGUGUAAAUAUGCUGGGGGGGGCGCUCCUGACACCCGGCUCACUCGUACGGGGGGGGUCCCUCCGCUACCUUCACCCCCGCUGGGAAAGCAGCGCAAUUCGGACACUACGCCUCUCUGCUCAGCUGCUGACCCCGCCCCGCUUUCCAUUUUAAAUACUUUUAAAAGUUCCUUUUAUACUAAAUUAUUCGACUCGAUUCUUCUUCCCGCGUGAUUUCUCAGAAUGGAAAACGGAAAAAAAAACAGCAUUUGAAGUGCUUCAGAUCCAGACGUGUUUGGUUGAGCGUUCCAGUACAUAUCAGUUCGGUGGGGCCGAGAUCCACCUGGCUUGGCUGCUAUUCACGGCAAAGAGACUGUUUUCAGAGUGUUGACGGAGAUGUACAGAGGCCUUGGUGCAAAGCUUUAGAUUUAUAUAAAUCAUUUAGUGCACAAAUGAUAUAAUUCUAACACGCGGUGCUUGUUACAUUACAGAUGAAUGUAUUCUUGAUGAUGCAAAGAUCUAAAAAAAAAAACUGGGUGGUGAAAUUCCACAGUUCUUCGCAAUGCAUUGUGAUUGUAAAUGGCAGUGAGGCUGAUUGACUUCAUUGUGUUGAAGCCGGGAAUCAUGGGAUUGCUCCUCAGAUGUGAUUGCCAUCAGUCAAAAGAGGAAAUUGUUCGGUUUAGAAUGUAGAACGUUCUGGUGUGGUGCGCGUGACAGGUCAGGAACAGGCUUCCAGGGGUUGACAUAAGUGGUGUGCAAGCACGCACGCACGGCAAAAAGAUAAAAAUGUGCAGCGGCAAUUGUGUGCCCUAACGAAAAGCGUACCUAAUAAUAGAUAUGCACCUGCAAAUAGACACAAUAAAACAUUUUUUAUUGUUUUUUUUAUCUUUUUGCCAUGCAUGUGCAAUUGCAUACCACUUCUGUCACCUCCUAGAACACUUAAAGGUCCAUUUUUCUGAGUUUCCAUCUGUUCUUACAUUUAGUAAGUCUCCUACUUUAGUGGUUAGGUGCUCUGGGGUUUUUAUUUUUUACCAAACAUGUUCUGAGAAGUCAGGAUCCUUGUUUUGUAGGUAUGUACAGUGCUGAAUGUUAGUAUUUAUAGUGUUAAAUUGGAUAUAACAUAUCCAUUUGGGCUAAAUAAAUUUUAAAAAAUAAAUAGUUUAGAAAUUUAGAUUUUUUUUUCGACAGUCUUGGAUGGAAAUAUGAGGCUGUAUGUAGGCCCUCUGGAAGAAACCCCAGCUUCUCGCAUGAGGCUAAUUUCACCUGAACUUCGUAAAGAGUGGCUUUCAGGUGACCUUUAAGUUCCAGGGCUGUAGAUCGGUGGAAAAUGUAUGUGGGUCUUUUAAAACAUUCCAAAUAGAGCAUUUGAGACUAUGCCGGACGGUCUAAAGGACGAGCAUACAAACACCAACGGGAAUACGUGCGUAGAAGUGGAAGUAGACUGAGAACCGUGCAUCGACUGGGACAGAAAACGUCAGCCCCCUUUUUUGGAAAUGCAGCCUUUUUUUUAAAAAAAGAAUGUUUUCUUGAAUUUACAGAGAGGGGAAGGACUAGAUGGAUCUUCUUUGCUAUUCAUAUCAUACCUUACAGAGCUGGUGAAGGUAGCCGAUGUUUGCGUCUCCAUCUCCUUUAUUUAAUCCGAAGCCACUGAUGUGACUGUGUUGCGGUGUCAGUAAUGUACAGAUACAGCAGGAAAAAGGUAAAAAUUCCAAACUGAGCCUACUCGUGCUUGAGGCUGAACCAGCAUCCCGACUGGCAAAUUGACCAGGUGAAAGUCUAAACGGGGCGCUACCCAUAUGUACAUAACUGUGUGAACUUAUUUUUUGUUACUUUUUCAGACUUUCAAGAUUUUACGGUCCUCCCAAAUUAAUUUCUUUGUAUUAUUCUCAGUUCACUUCCUUCAGUCUGCUGUUCAAGAAAAAAAAAAUCAAUGGCGCAUUACUUAAUCGAAGCAACGAUGUGUUGCUGAAUUUAGUUUUUACUAAUUAUAGCUUUGUUUUGUACUGGCUAACUGAAAAAUCGGUCAUUUGUGAUUUAUUUUUAUUUUUUAUCUGAUCUUUUUGGGAUUUUCCAAGCAAAUGGGAUAUACUCCAUACACACUACACUUUCACACACAAAUGUUGUUUUAUAAUUUAAAUGAAUUUUUCUUAUGCUUUCUCUGAAUUUACUUGGGGGCUUUUGUUUUCCAAGAGGGUGGGGGGGGGGGGGGCAGGUGAAGGUCAGGGGUUAAAGCUCAUCCAAGACUGUAACUAGUGAAUUUGUACAACCAAAGAAGUCUAUUUUGUGGUUCAGGAAAUAAUAAAAGUUUACUUUUCAUUUAACAA
Molecule: messenger RNA, 10349 nt
Organism: Anguilla rostrata (American eel)
Lineage: Eukaryota; Metazoa; Chordata; Actinopteri; Anguilliformes; Anguillidae
Product: protein scribble homolog
Exons: 44
Coding region: 1260-7352 (2030 amino acids)
Biological process (GO): embryo development; neurotransmitter receptor transport postsynaptic membrane to endosome; cell-cell adhesion
Cellular component (GO): basolateral plasma membrane; postsynaptic density; adherens junction
Molecular function (GO): protein binding
Source: RefSeq, a predicted model, not a curated record